Gekko japonicus is the source of this 3300-nucleotide messenger RNA. It is a transcript of the gene ROBO4, whose product is annotated as roundabout guidance receptor 4. The record is from RefSeq and is a predicted model, not a curated record. Gene Ontology annotation, biological process: axon guidance; dendrite self-avoidance; homophilic cell-cell adhesion. Gene Ontology annotation, molecular function: cell-cell adhesion mediator activity. The annotation marks the transcript as partial. NCBI's taxonomy places the organism in Eukaryota, Metazoa, Chordata, Lepidosauria, Squamata, Gekkonidae. The transcript is spliced from 18 exons. Gene Ontology annotation, cellular component: axon; plasma membrane.
UGGAGGCAGAGACAAAAGGCCUUCCUCCUAAAGGGGAAAAGUGAAACACGGGUCAGGCCAACCUCCUCUGGCGCCAAGUUCUCUCUUUGAGCAACUGGAUAAGCAUGUCAGGAGUGCGCAUCGUGUUGCAGAGACUCUUGGUGUGGGCGGCUUUCCUCUUACUGGAAGGUUCAAAGUCCCAUUCAGAAGAGUUUGCGCCACAAAUAAUUGACCACCCCUCUGACCUUGUGGUUGGACAGAACCAGCCUGCUACCCUGAACUGCCGUGCCACCGGAAACCCAGCUCCCACGAUUGAGUGGUAUCGCAAUGGAGAGCGCGUGAAAACAACCGAAGGUGAUGCUACAUCCGAGCCUACCCUCCUGCCCGAUGGGUCCCUCUUCUUCCUCCAACUCAGCCAGAAGAAGGGCAAGUCAGAUGAGGGUGUGUACAACUGUGUGGCCAGAAACCACUUGGGCACCGCCAUGAGCAAGAACGCCUCACUCUAUGUGGCAGCUCUGCGGGAAGAUUUUCGGCUUCAUCCCAGUGAUUCAGUGGUGACCAGUGGAGAACAAUUGUUGCUAGAAUGCACUCCCCCUCGGGGACAUCCAGAGCCUAAAGUCUCAUGGAAGAAGAAUGGAAUCCCCAUAAAUGAGGAAAGUGGACGUUAUGAGGUCUCUGGUGCAAACCUUCUGGUAGCCCAUGCUCUGAAAAGUGAUUCGGGAGCAUAUAUUUGUUUGGCCACUAAUACAGUAGGAGAGAGAGAAAGCAGAGCAGCCUUGGUGUCUGUCUUGGAGAAGCCAGUGUUCACUCGGAGACCUAGUGACAUUGUGGCCAAACUUGGAAGCACCAUUCACUUCAUGUGUGCAGUCCAUGGAGACCCAGUGCCCACUGUCCAGUGGCACAAGGAGUAUGGAGAGCUUCCCUCAGAAAGGUAUGACAUAAGCCAAGAAAACACCCUUCAGAUUCGCCAUCUGACCAUGUCCGAUGCUGGGAAAUACACCUGUACCGCCUACAAUCAGGUGGGGACCAUCUCUGCCAAGGCAUCUUUAACAGUGCAAGAUCUGCUGGACACUGGCCAAAGGGAGCAAGACUGGCCGAAAGGUGCCUUGAAGGAGCUGAUGGACAUCAGGGUUUACCUGGCAAAUGUCACUGCUGUUUCCUCGGCUCCUGCAGCCCACCUGCACUGGAAAGUCAUCCCCACCGCCCAGCACAUAGAAGGUUACAUGGUCCUCUACCGCACACUGCUUCCUGUGAGCACACAUUGGGCUGAAUGGAAUGUCCCAAGAGACCACCGGGCUAUUGUUCCAGCUCUUGAGAGAGGCUACAAGUAUGAAUUCAAAGUGCGACCGUAUUCAGGGAAUUUCCACGGCUCAGAGAGCAAUACGAGACAUCUCUGGAUCCCAGAAGAAGCACCCAGUGCCGCUCCUCAGAGCAUCAGCAUUACCGUGUCACAAGGUGGGAAUGGCACUGUGAUAGUCUCCUGGGAGCCUCCACCGCAGGAUGCACACAACGGUAUUAUUAAGGGUUACCAGGUCUGGUUCCUGGGUAACGAGACACAUGGAGGCUCUAAUAGGACAGUAGAUGGAGGAACGCAUAAUCUAGAAGCUACAGGUCUGGGCCACUGGCUAAAAUAUUGCGUCCGGGUAGCAGCCAUAAAUGGAGCAGGAGUCGGAAUGGCCAGUAACCCUGUAUGCAGCACCCUAGAACCUACAGUGGGGAAAAUGGCAACGAUUCCUGACUUCCUGUCUGCUAACUACAUCCUGGAAGUGAUGCGCCAGCCUGUCUUCAUUGCCAGUGUGGGAUCCGCUCUCUGGAUCAUGCUAAUGGUGCUGGCCAUUUACGUUUGUCAGCAACAAGCCCGGCUGCAUAGCAAGAGACGGCACUAUGGUCUCAGCGAAGGUUUGUACAGGAAUGCAAGUGCCGACACCAUCAUCAAACACAGGGUAGACCCAAGUGAUUCCCCCUGGCUUUCCAACACUUGGAAGUCCACCCCUGGCUCCAAGAAUUACAGCACCAGCAGCAGCCUCAGCAGCCAACUCCUGUGGACUGAGCCCAAAGACUUCCACAAAUCGACUGUGUCCUUCGACAGGCAGAGCCAAGGAUCCCACGUCCAGGCUGUUCCACUGGUGCCUGACAGCAGCAGCAGCAGCAGCUUGUCCGGAACUCUCUACGUGGACCUUCCUGCAAAGGACCUGAAAACCUUCUGCAGUGCUCCCCUGCCACACCUUUCCAGCCCCAGCCUGCCAAGCAUGGAAGUGGCACGGCCAGGUGACCAGAGGCUGAUCCCUCUCUGCGGCCAGAAUCUGAGGAUAGAUCAUGCCAAAAUCCGGGGAGCGUUACGGCAAGGGAAGGCGGCCAGUCCCUCGUCCCCAAACCUUAUUCUCCAGACAACCUGGGAGAAAAACAGCAAGAAAGAGCUGCAACAAGCUCAUAGCACACCUACAACUCCGUCCAGCUUUCCAGCAGACUGGAGCAAUCCCAGCAGACGGAUCAGCGGCCUCAGCGCUGGAAAACACCACAGAAUCCCUGGGGAAACAAAAAAGGUGCUGAAAUCAUACAGCUCUCCAAAAUUCUCGCCGGCCGGUGGCUCACAGAAUACUGCUGGUCUGUUGCCUCCGCCUCCUCCCGUCCCUCCAGGCUUUCAAGUUCCUCAAGAUGACAGCGCCCAGCAAGCAUGUACCUGCACUUGCUACCUGGAGCCUCCCGAGGCCUUGGUGCCCCAGCAACAGGGCGAUGAUUCCCUGCAGACAGCCAAGGGGUCCCCGAGAGAGAUCCAGGCCUUCCCCACUCUGCCGUACGACCGCCUCUCUGCAGCCUCGAUCUCUGUGUCCCUCAACGACGACAGGGAGACGGUGCUUACCCCGGAUGAAGUGGCUGAAUACCUGGAGCUCAGUGAGGAGGCUGAAUGUCCAAGGCAGCAGAGUGACAGCUCCUCCGCUUCCCCUCGGGCUUUCUCUGCACCCCAUACCUAUGGAUACAUCUGCAGCCCGCUGGCCUCAGAACUGCUGGAAACUGAUGGUGCGGAUGAGGAUGAAGACCCCGCCCUGCAGGAGGGGGGCUGCCGUCCCACAAAGUUCUUCCGUGGUUUCUGCAGGACUCCCUCGUCUAGCCUGAGUGAGGAUGAAGCUUCCCUGGGGGGCUCCCUGCUCAAUGGUUGGGGCUCUGUCUCAGAGGACAAUGGCACCAGUACCCGCUGCAGCCUGGUCAGCUCCUCCGAUGGCUCCUUCCUCCUGGACGCCAAUUUUGCUCAGGCCCUAGCCGUGGCGGUGGACAGUUUCUGCUUUGGGCUGGCUCAGAGGGAAGUGGACAAAGCACUGACAG